This is a messenger RNA of Acipenser ruthenus (sterlet), 4956 nucleotides long. RefSeq names its product sodium-coupled monocarboxylate transporter 1. The transcript is spliced from 15 exons. Gene Ontology annotation, molecular function: organic acid:sodium symporter activity. Gene Ontology annotation, biological process: sodium ion transport; propanoate transmembrane transport. Gene Ontology annotation, cellular component: membrane. Lineage: Eukaryota; Metazoa; Chordata; Actinopteri; Acipenseriformes; Acipenseridae. Bases 510 to 2366 code for a protein of 618 amino acids. The record is from RefSeq and is a predicted model, not a curated record.
UCUCAACACUGACUUGUGCUGAGCACAAAGGCAUUUUCUGUUCUGGACUCAUAUUGGACUUUAUUAACUUGGCCCUGGACAGUGACAUUGAUGAUGGUCUUUAUUAAAAACUGAUAAAAGACACCUUUGUUUAGUUUUUUAGUUUUUACAAACUAACAGUAAGGGAUAAUGAUUUAGAGCUACAGUAUUAGAGAUGGUAUGCAACUUCUGUGUUAGUCUCCUCCGAUCACCUGCUUUCCUUUUUUUUAGGAUCAUUUUAAGGAGGUAUUUUAAGCACAUGACAAUUGGCUGGUUUCAGUGAUAUAUCUUGUGAUAAACUAUCUACAAAGAAACACAUGAAGAUUCUUUUAUUUAAAGUGUUCAAGCUAGCUUCUUCUAAAGGAUCUUCGUUUAAACUUGUGCCAGCAUACAUUGUGUAUUUAGUUUGAGCAACAAAUCUGUAACUUUUUAUAACACGCUAACAGAAAGCAGAAAGUACAUUUUUUUGUAGAUUCAGUGCUGAAGACACCAUGUCAGCCUCUUCUGCUGUUGGUACAUUUGUUGUGUGGGACUAUGUGGUCUUUGCAGGAAUGCUGCUCAUUUCAGCUGCUAUUGGAAUAUACUAUGCUAUAGCUGAUGGCGGACAGAAGACCUCUAAGGAUUUCCUGAUGGGAGGCAGAAGUAUGACUGCAGUCCCGGUGGCUCUGUCCCUGACUGCCAGCUUCAUGUCUGCUGUGACUGUACUUGGCACACCGUCUGAGGUUUAUAGGUUUGGGGCAAUGUUUAGUAUCUUUGCCAUUACAUACACCUGUGUGGUGAUCAUCAGCGCAGAGAUUUUUCUUCCUGUCUUCUACAGAUUAGGAAUCACCAGUACUUAUGAGUAUUUGGAAAUACGCUUUAACAAAGUUAUUCGCCUCUGUGGCACAGUAAUGUUUAUUAUUCAAACAAUUUUAUAUACCGGAAUUGUUAUUUAUGCUCCAGCCCUAGCUUUAAAUCAAGUUACCGGGUUUCACCUGUGGGGAGCUGUGGUCUCAACUGGGGUCGUUUGUACCUUCUACUGUACUAUGGGAGGCCUGAAGGCUGUGGUGUGGACAGAUGUAUUCCAAGUUGGAGUCAUGGUUGCUGGAUUCACUUCUGUCGUUAUUCGAACUGUGGUGGUUCAAGGUGGAAUCUCUCCCAUUCUGAAUGAUUCGUAUCACGGAGGAAGGCUGAAUUUCUGGGACUUUGAUCCCAAUCCUUUAAGAAGACAUACAUUUUGGACUAUCGUAUUUGGGGGCACCUUUACCUGGACUGGGAUAUAUGGAGUCAACCAAGCACAAGUGCAGCGAUACAUCUCCUGCAAAACCCGCUUCCAUGCAAAAAUGUCUCUCUAUGUGAAUCUCCUUGGACUCUGGGCGAUCCUGGCCUGUGCUGUGUUCGCAGGCUUGUGUUUGUACUCGGUGUAUAAGGACUGCGACCCCUGGUCUGCAAACAUUGUGCCAGCACCAGACCAGCUAAUGCCAUACCUGGUGCUGGACCUCCUAAGAGAUUUCCCUGGAGUUCCCGGGCUCUUUGUGGCAUGUGCGUAUAGUGGAACAUUAAGCACCGUUUCCUCCAGUAUCAAUGCCUUGGCUGCUGUAACUGUGGAGGAUCUAAUCAAGCCUUACUUCAAUCUCUCAGAAAGGCAACUAUCUUGGACUUCCAAGGGCAUGAGUUUACUAUAUGGGGUUUUGUGUAUUGGGAUGGCAGCGCUAGCCUCUCUAAUGGGCAGUCUCCUACAGGCAGCGCUCAGUAUUUUUGGGAUGAUUGGAGGUCCGCUGUUGGGAUUGUUUACUUUGGGCAUUCUCUUUCCUUGGGCCAACCCCACAGGAGGACUAGUUGGCCUUGUAUGUGGAUUUGCUGUUUCCCUCUGGGUUGGAAUUGGCUCUCAGGUGUACUCCGUAUUACCUGAGAGUACCAGGCCUUUGCACCUCAGCACAGCUGGCUGUAACCUCAGCAGCCUCGCAGUGGAUUCUAACUGGACGGCAGCGACAGAAAUGACACCACUGACAACCACACUGCUGAAAGAAGCAGCUGACAGACCCUACCUGGCUGAUCAUUGGUACUCAUUGUCUUACCUCUACUUCAGUACAGUUGGAACCCUGGUGGUUCUUGCAGUUGGUCUCAUUGUCAGUCUCUUGACAGGAGGAAGAAAACAGCAUUUGGAGUAUGGAAAAACAUUAGUACAGGAAGAUCUUAUUUUCUACAGCCUUUUCUCUUCUUGUAAAGCCAAUGAUGAAAAACAGGUUGAAAUGUUGAACUGGAAGCCUUCUCCUACCAAAGUGUCUGGAACAGUCAAUCCUGUCUUCAGUGACAUCGAGUUGGACUUGCCAGAAAAUAAAGAAAAAGUCAAUGGUGUUCAUAUAUAAAACAGACCUGCAAUAUCCUGCAACAGAACAGAAUUGUUUAUACUGAGACUACACUGUGGGUUGGACAAAUGCAAUAUAUGUGUGUAGGUACAGUAUCAAUUUGUUCUUGUUUUAAUACAUAUUUAUUAUUGUAUUUUUUACUUGUAUGGAAUCAAUUACUAUUUCCAGACAGACAGUCCAGUAAAUAAAUUGUACAUUUAGUGCUCCCUUAUUAAAAACGUUAGGUUACUUACCAUAACCCUGGUUCCCUGAAAGAGAAGAUGACCUCACAAGGUUUGUUGGUCGUCUUCUCUUUCAGGGAACCAGGGUUACGGUAAGUAACCUAACAUUCCCUUUCAAUUCGAAGACGACCAACAACAUACUUAUGGGAAAGUAUACCAGGUUAGCAGUGCGAGCGUGCAACCUCAAGGACCCUCCUACCUACUGAUUGCAAGGAAGGAUCUAUCACAUUGAAGCGAUAGAACCUAGAGGAAGUAUACGGCGUAGCCAAGCUAGCCGUAAUACAGCUAUCGGACAGCGAGGCCCCUCUGAAGAGGGCCCAAGAUGUGGCCAACCCUCUGGUAGAAUGCGUGGCUACCCUCCCAGGUGGGGGCAAGCCAGCACUAUCAUAUGCAGUCAAGACUUUGUCCACAAUGUGGUGCGACAGACGCUGCUUCGAGAGGGGCUGUCCUAGGGUCCGUAUCCCGUGACAGACAAAGAGCUGGUCAGAAUGACACAGAGCAUUUGUCCUAUCCACGUAACUCCUCAAUGCCCGCAUCGGGCUGAGGAAGUUCAAUCUCCUGUCCUUCUCUGAAGAAAACGGAGGUGGAUGGAAAGACUGAUUCCACAGACUGAUUGAGGGGGGAUGUUGUGAUCACCUUAGUGAGGAAAGCAGGGUUUGUACGAGUGGCACCAUGUUGCCAUCUUCCCAAAUACGCAUGCAGGAGCUGUGUACCGACAGUGCCUGUAGCUCACUGAUGUCUCUGUCAUGGCAAAGAGAUCGACUUGGGCUUCCCCAAAGCAUUCCCAAAUGUGCUGCACCACCUGAGGAUGCAGUCGCCAUUCUGGUGGUUGAAGACCCUUCCUGGAGAGAAGGUCCGCUGCCCAGUUCACCAUUCCCAGAAGAUGGACAGCCCAGAGGGAAAGUAAGUGCCUCUGUGCCCAGAUCACCAGCCAAAAGGCUGUGCGGUGUAACCCCGGGGACCGAAGUCCUCCCUGGUGGUUCACGUACACCACUACUGACAUGUUGUCCGUGCGGACAAGGAUAUGUCUGUUCUGGAGCACAGGAAGGUAAUGUUGAAGCGCGAGGUGGACCACUCUCAGCUCCCGCGCAGUUAUGUGCAAAGGAUGUCCAGCGAACCAGGGUCCGCGGACUCCUCUGCCUGCCCAGAUCGCCCCCCAACCAGUGUCGGAUUAUUUUGUUUUUAACCAGCACGCCGAAUAAGCGGCUGAAACAAGCCGGUGGAUUCAACUCAAUAGCGGGGUGCAGCAGUGCGCAUCGAGUCACCGAAGUACCAAGGGCUGAGCAUGCACCGAGGUACUGAAGCACUGGUGGGCAGCUAAAGCAGCGGUGCCUGCCCUGACUGUGUGUAGUCACACACCUGGUCAGGGAGGAACACAGUCUAAAGCCGCAGUGGAUGCACUGAAAAACAACGUGUGAAAAGACACAUACAUGCACUCCUUUAAAUCAAUGCUGCACAGGCAGUCACUCACAUACAACAGACAGUAAAGAAAAGGCAGCCUGCAAUGCAAGCGAGGCAGGCUGCUGAAUAAAGGAGAAAAAGAGGCUUUAUUUUAGAGCCACUGAUUCCACAAAAGCGGCAAGCCAGCUUUCAGCACGAAUGCAGGGGAACUGCAGUCAACUCAGAAAAUAAUUUGCUAAACACAGAGGUCUUACCUUAAGAUCUUGAGAAGCAAAAUGAGAAAUGGCUUCCGUGGGCUGACUAUUUUGACCCGUCGGUAGGCAGGACUGAGGACGGCACCCCAGAAAGGGGCCUAUCAGCAGCUCUGAUAUAAAGAGCUCAGUAAAUACCUACCAAUAGGCAGGCAUAUCCCAUAGGUAUGUUGUUGGUCAUCUUUGAAUUGAAAGGGAACUGUUCUUGCUUAUUAUUUUCAACUUGUCUACAGAACACACUCAAUUACAGCAAGCUCAUUCCUCAAUCACACAAAACCACAGUAGAUCUUUCUGUAUAAUCUACAAGCGAAUUACAUUUAAAAAGUAACAGAAACAGGCUGGAAAUGAGCGAAAUAAAUCAGCCAAGGGUCCAUCUCAAAGCAGCUCCCAGUUUAUAGUAAAGAAACUUGGCCCAUUAAUAGCUCUCAGUCCUAACAGGUAUACACUGGUGGGACUUACGGCUGAAACUGCCAUUUUCCUGCAGAGUUGGAACUAAAUCUCAGAUAAUGCAUGCCAGUUAGCAUGGUGGGCUGGAUUUUAGAAUCACAAGCCAAUUGAAGAAGUGGAAGUUGGAAGUUUUACUACUACUAUCCAUUAGAGGGAGCUAGAAUAUAAGGGACCACACUUUUCUAUGUUUACAAUUAAAGAAUGAGUUUUCAUACCCAUUCCUGUAUUUUUUAAAUAUCAGAAUUGAAAUAAAUACUUUCUGAAUCAAAA